GGACAAAGUACAUCAGAAUUCACUUCAUCAACAACAGAAAUACCUACUUCCAGUGUAGAGCAAACAAAAACCACUCAGUUUAGUUCUACCACAGAAACAGAACCUACAACGACAGCUCAAUCUACAUUUACAACAGUUUUGACCCCUACUAGCAUGUCGACAUUAGAAUCAUCUACACUUGAAAGUGGUUCAACACUGGAAACUACAUUGUCCACAACAGGUACCUCUCCAUCUUCACUAACUACUACGACAGAAGGACAAAGUACAUCAGAAUUCACUUCAUCAACAACAGAAAUACCUACUUCCAGUGUAGAGCAAACAACAAGCCAGCAAACAAAAACCACUCAGUUUAGUUCUACCACAGAAACAGAAACUACAAGGACAUCUCAGUCAACAUUUACAACAGUUUUGAACCCCACAAGCAUGUCGACAUUAGAAUCAUCUACACAAAGUAGUUCAACACUGGAAACUACAUUGUCCACAACAGGUACCUCUCCAUCUUCAACGUCUACUAUGACAGAAGGACAAAGUACAUCAGAAUUCACUUUAUCAACAACAGAAUUACCUACUUCCAGUGUAGAGCAAACAAAAACAACUCAGUUUAGUUCUACAACAGAAACAGAACCUACAAUGGCAGCUCAAAUAACACUAACAACACUAACAGUUAGUACCCCUAUGAGCACCUCCUCAUUAGAAUCAUCUACACUUGAAAGUGGUUCAACACUGGAAACUACAUUGUCCACAACAGGUACCUCUCCAUCUUCAACGUCUACUACGACAGAAGGACAAAGUACAUCAGAAUUCACUUUAUCAACAACAGAAUUACCUACUUCCAGUGUAGAGCAAACAAAAACAACUCAGUUUAGUUCUACAACAGAAACAGAACCUACAAUGGCAGCUCAAAUAACACUAACAACACUAACAGUUAGUACCCCUAUGAGCACCUCCUCAUUAGAAUCAUCUACACUUGAAAGUGGUUCAACACUGGAAACUACAUUGUCCACAACAGGCACCUCUCCAUCUUCAACGUCUACUAUGACAGAAGGACAAAGUACAUCAGAAUUCACUUCAUCAACAACAGAAAUACCUACUUCCAGUGUAGAGCAAACAACAAGCCAGCAGGCACAAACCACUCAGUUUAGUUCUACCACAGAAACAGAACCUACAACGACAGCUCAAUCAACAUUUAUAACAGUUAUGAGCCCUAUGAGCACAUCCACAUUAGAAUCAUCUACACUUGAAAGUGGUUCAACACUGGAAACUAUAAUAUCUACAAUUGAAAGUGGUACAACAGUGGAAACUACAGAAGGACAAACUGCAUCAGAAUUCACUUCAUCAACAAUAGAAAUAACUUCAUCCAGAGUAGAGCAAACAACAAGCCAGCAGACACAAACCACUCAGUUUCGUUCUACCACAGAAGCAGAAUCUACAACGACAGCUCAAUCAACAUUUAUAACAGUUAUGACCCCUAUGAGCACAUCCACAUUAGAAUCAUCUACACUUGAAAGUGGUUCAACACUGGAAACUAUAAUAUCUAGAAGUACCUCUUUAGCUUCAUCAUCACCAAUGUCUACGACAGAAGGACAAAUCACAUCAAACUUUACCUCAUCUAUAACAGAAAUAUCCUCAUCUAGUGUAGAACAAUCAGCAAGCCAGCAGACACAAACCACUCAAUUUAUUUUUUCCACAGAAUCAGAAUCUACAAUGACAGGUCAAUCAGUAUUCACAACAGCUAUUUCCCCUAUGACCACGACCACAUCUUCUACACUUGGAAGUCAUUCAACACUGGAAACUACAUUACCCACAAUACAUUCAACUCCUUCUUCACUAUUUACUACAACAGAAGAACAAACUUCCCCUAAUCCUCAAACAAUAACCUCAGCUGUUACAGCCCAAACAUUAGAACCUCAUUCAUCUGCAACAACUCUCAACUCAGUUUCAACAACUCAAAACUGUCUGGAGAAUUGUCAGUGUAAUGGAUCCCCAUGCAUCUUCAAUGUAACAUCUGGGAAAUGUCAGUGUCAGUGCAAUUCUUUCACUUUUGGAGAAUACUGCAAUUUUGCAUAUGACUUAUCCACAGUUAUUUGGUCUGAAAGCACACCCACAAGGAAUGCAAACAUCUCUCUCAGAAUUAUGAUGGACUAUCUUACCGGGUAUGAAAAUAUGAACUCACCAGAGUCAAAACAACUAAUUUCCACCUUAAAACGCGAGCUUUCAAUCCUUUGUAAAAGAGCAGAUGCACAAAAUUUCAAAGAUGUGCACAUACAUAGGCUUAUGCAAGGAAGUGUCAUUGCUGAAAGUACUGCAGUAUAUAACUAUCCCAACAACAACUCUCAAAUAAUGUUUCUAAAUAACGAUUUGGGGCCCACCCUGGAAAAAAUCUUUAACGACUCAGAUUCAUUUACAAAUCUCAGCAUAGCUCUCGGUAAUGUUUCCAUCCAAGAUGCCCAAAUUACCAUGGAGCCAGUUAAAAUAUCAAGUAAGUUACUUUUUUUUUUUUUGGAAACAAAUAACCUUGAUUUAACAUAUUUAAUUAAAGAAGAAGAGGAAGAAGAAUUAGACUUAAUUAAUUGAAGGGAUAUAUGGAUUACUGUUCUAU
Molecule: messenger RNA, 2599 nt
Organism: Onychostoma macrolepis
Lineage: Eukaryota; Metazoa; Chordata; Actinopteri; Cypriniformes; Cyprinidae
Product: mucin-2-like
Exons: 4
Coding region: 154-2574 (806 amino acids)
Source: RefSeq, a predicted model, not a curated record